GACUCUCGUCUUCUCUAUAGCGCCCGUCAAGAAUCGUCUUCCUUCACAGUUCCAAUUCCAACUCCCAGAUCCCGUUGAUCCCAAUCUCCUACUCCUGUUUUCUCACUCCAAUCCAUCUAUUCAGUUCUCUCUCCACUCCAUCACUCCCAGCUAUGGACAAAUCAGCUGCGGGAAAGAACUGCUGCACCUUCUGCUAACGUUCUGUGAUGCGCGCUGCACAUAUAAAUGUGAUCCGAUGCAGUCUUUGAUUAAUUAAGCUCCACCAGAUCACCGUCGGCUCUGAAGUUUGUGGAAUUUUCGUGUUUGGGCUGAAGUAUUUCAAUUUAUUGCCAAACGAUGGAUAAGUCAAGCGCUUUGGAAUACAUUAAUCAGAUGUUCCCCACAGAGGCAUCUUUAUCUGGUGUGGAGCCACUUAUGCAAAAGAUCCAUAAUGAGAUACGUCGUGUAGAUGCUGGAAUUUUAGCAGCUGUUCGCCAGCAGAGUAGUUCAGGGACCAAAGCAAAAGAAGAUCUUGCUGCUGCUACGUCAGCUGUAGAGGAACUCAUGUCCAAAAUCCGAGAAAUAAAAACUAAAGCUGAACAGAGUGAGACAAUGGUUCAAGAGAUUUGUCGAGAUAUCAAGAAGCUGGACUUUGCAAAGAAACAUAUUACUACAACAAUAACUGCUCUUCAUCGUCUGACCAUGUUGGUCUCAGCUGUUGAGCAGCUCCAAGUAAUGGCUUCAAAACGACAAUACAAAGAAGCAGCUGCACAAUUGGAGGCAGUAAACCAAUUAUGCAGUCAUUUUGAAGCCUAUAGGGAUAACCCGAAGAUCACAGAGCUUAGGGAGAAGUUCAAGAAUAUUAAACAAAUUCUGAAAUCGCAUGUAUUCUCUGACUUCUCAAGCUUAGGUACCGGGAAAGAGAAAGAAGAAACUAAUUUACUGCAGCAACUGUCUGAUGCUUGCUUUGUUGUUGAUGCUCUGGAGCCAUCUGUGAGGGAAGAGUUGGUGAAUAAUUUUUGCAGCCGGGAGCUCACUUCUUAUGAACAAAUAUUUGAAGGAGCAGAAUUGGCAAAGUUAGAUAAAACUGAAAGAAGAUAUGCAUGGAUAAAGCGCCGCAUAAGAACAAAUGAAGAGAUAUGGAAAAUUUUUCCUCCUUCAUGGCAUGUUCCCUAUCGUCUUUGUAUCCAGUUCUGUAAGAAAACAAGAAAACAACUUGAGGACAUCCUGGAUAAUUUGAAAGAAAAGCCAGAUGUUGCAACAUUAUUGCUGGCACUACAACGAACUCUAGAAUUUGAAGAUGAACUGGCAGAAAAGUUUGGAGGAGGUGCUCGAGGGAAGGAGAGCGGAAAUGGAAUUGAGGAAUUUGGCAGAGAGGACAGUAAUAGUCAAAAUGUUUCCGACAUAAGAAAAAAGUAUGAGAAGAAGCUGGCUGUACAUCAAGGACCAGAGAAUGAUGAAAAGAACGGAAUCAAAGAUAUGUCGGUGCCUGGAGCUGGGUUCAACUUCCGUGGAAUUGUCUCUUCUUGCUUUGAACCUCACUUGACAGUGUACAUAGAACUAGAAGAGAAGACAUUAAUGGAGAAUCUGGAAAAACUUGUUCAGGAAGAAACAUGGGACAUUGAUGAAGGAAGUCAGAGCAAUGUUUUAUCAAGUAGCAUGCAGUUGUUUCUAAUAAUCAAAAGGAGCUUAAAGAGGUGUAGUGCCUUGACUAAGAACCAGACAUUAUUAAAUUUGUUCAAGGUAUUCCAGAGAGUGCUAAAAGCUUAUGCUACCAAGCUUUUUGCAAGACUUCCCAAGGGUGGCACGGGGUUUGUUGCAGCAGCCACUGGCAUGGACGGACAGAUAAAGACUUCUGACAAGGAUGAAAAAGUUAUCUGUUACAUAGUCAAUUCAGCUGAAUAUUGCCACAAGACAUCAGGUGAAUUGGCUGAAAGUGUGCAAAAGAUAAUUGAUUCUCAACUUGUGGACGGCGUAGAUAUGUCAGAGGUGCAGGAUGAAUUCUCGGCAGUAAUAACAAAAGCGUUGGUCACCUUGGUGCAUGGUCUGGAAACUAAAUUUGAUUCAGAAAUGGCGGCAAUGACUCGCGUUCCAUGGGGUACUCUUGAAAGUGUGGGUGACCAAUCAGAGUAUGUCAAUGGCAUCAAUAUGAUUCUCACAACCAGUAUUCCCGUAUUUGGCAGACUUCUCUCACCUCUUUACUUCCAGUUCUUCUUGGACAAGCUUGCAUCAUCUCUUGGUCCGCGUUUCUAUGCCAACAUCUUCAAGUGCAAGCAAAUAUCAGAAACUGGAGCCCAACAAAUGCUGUUGGACACUCAAGCUGUGAAAACAAUUCUUCUUGACAUUCCUUCCCUUGGUCGACAGACUUCAGGUGCCGCUAGCUAUUCAAAAUUUGUAAGCCGUGAGAUGAGCAAAGCUGAAGCUCUUUUGAAGGUUAUACUUUCUCCGGUCGAUUCUGUGGCAGAUACAUAUCGUGCACUACUGCCGGAAGGAACCCCGAUGGAGUUUCAGCGAAUUUUAGAACUUAAGGGAUUUAAGAAAGCUGAUCAGCAAAGUAUACUGGACGAUUUCAACAAACACGGACCAGGGAUCACGCAGCCUUCGGUCUCAUCACCAUCAGCUACACCAGUUGUCUCCAGCACACCUCCAGCUCCUACAGUUACCAGUCCUUCAACGGUUGGGCUUAUGGCAUCCAGGGAGGAUGUCCUUACUCGAGCAGCUGCACUAGGACGAGGAGCUGCCACCACUGGAUUCAAAAGAUUCUUGGCUCUUACUGAAGCUGCAAAAGACAGGAAAGAUGGACCUUUCAGAAAACUUUUCAACCCUUGAAAGGUAAGGAGUGCCCAAUACUAUGCUACUCCUCAUCGUAUUGAACAAUGUAUUAUUUCUAGUCCUCUCUCUGUAGUAUAUAGUCGGCAAUUCUACUACCCGUUUCUUACAUAGAAAAUUACUAGAGUACCACUCAAUUUUGAAGCUUUUGGGUUUCUUUUUUCA
Messenger RNA from Cucumis melo (muskmelon), 2973 nucleotides. Its product is annotated as vacuolar protein sorting-associated protein 53 A. Gene Ontology annotation, cellular component: GARP complex. The transcript is spliced from 25 exons. Lineage: Eukaryota; Viridiplantae; Streptophyta; Magnoliopsida; Cucurbitales; Cucurbitaceae. The record is from RefSeq and is a predicted model, not a curated record. Bases 337 to 2808 code for a protein of 823 amino acids. Gene Ontology annotation, biological process: retrograde transport, endosome to Golgi.